Messenger RNA from Cicer arietinum (chickpea), 1186 nucleotides. RefSeq lists its product as uncharacterized. Gene Ontology annotation, cellular component: ribosome. Lineage: Eukaryota; Viridiplantae; Streptophyta; Magnoliopsida; Fabales; Fabaceae. The record is from RefSeq and is a predicted model, not a curated record. Gene Ontology annotation, biological process: translation. Gene Ontology annotation, molecular function: structural constituent of ribosome; small ribosomal subunit rRNA binding.
AAUACCAUAUAAAUAGGGUUUCUCGUCUGUGUUUUUAAGCUCACUUCUUUCGUAUCUUACUAUUCCGUCUACCCUUUCACCCAAAACUCCGAAAUCAUUCUCACUUUGCCAUCACCCAAUACCAUCGACCUUCCACUUUCCGACAGCGUUUUCCGUCGAUCCGACACUUUCCUUCUUUUUUUCUCAAUCGUUUAGUUCUGUUAAUGAUUUAGCAUUAGUACCAACUUGUAGGAGAAAAGAGAUUAAGCAAUAAGUUUUUGGCAUUAGAUUAACUGUCACUAAAAGAUAGGUAGGAGGAAGAAAUAAAAAAAAUGCCUCCUUAUGAUUGCAUGCUUUUAUUCAAGCCCAACGUGAAAAAAGAAGCCCUCAUCAGUUUAGUUGCAAGAAUUGGAAAACAUGUGUGUAGAAGAAAUGGGGUUGUCACCGAGGUUAAGAGUUUUGGAACAGUUCAGUUGGGCUAUGGUGUGAAAAAGCUUGAUGGCAGAUUUUUUCAGGGCCAACUGAUGCAAGUGAGCAUGAUGGCUACACCAGAAAUCAACAAAGAGCUGCAUUACCUAAACAAGGAAGACAAACUAUUGCGUUGGCUUCUGGUUAAGCAGCGCGACACAAAGUUUGGGCUUGAGUUCAUGGGAGAUGAAAAUAGAUUGGAGCUAAGCAAAUUCUCUCAAAUAAAUAAACCUGAUGAUGAGGAUGAUGAUAAUGAUGAGGAUGAUGAUGAAUAUGAAGUGAUCGAAGAAGAAAACAAAGUGAACUAAAAAGAUGGUUGUAUUUUGUUUGUUUCCAUUAGGAUAGGAUAAAACAAUUGUGCUACAUAAGACAUGAAGGUAGUUUGGCCUUGAAGAUGUUUAGUAAACUGCUUGCUGUCUCUUGAUUUUAGACAAUUAUUUCUUUGUAACUUGGUGAAAUAAUUGAUUUACAAACGCCAGUCUUUGAACAUUUGAGCACUUGAUUACAUCCAAUUCAGGUGUUACUAAGGAUUUUAUUGCCUUUAUGUAUGUUGGUGUGAUUAGUGCUUAUCUGCUAGACCAGGGAAAGGAAGACUUGAACUGAUUUUUUAUUCUGCCGUGGAAGAGGACUUGUAUGGCAUAAAGACACAUUUUCAGAUAUUUGUAAUACGAAUAUGUUAGGUAUUUGACUUUUGUGUAAACUCUUGUUUAAAGUAUGAUAACUUUAUCAUCUUAUUGGA